Messenger RNA from Cuscuta epithymum, 1636 nucleotides. The record is from the annotation of a GenBank genome assembly. Lineage: Eukaryota; Viridiplantae; Streptophyta; Magnoliopsida; Solanales; Convolvulaceae.
CUCCUUCCCUAAAUCCGUCCAUGCAACAGUAGUGCAUCCCACCCGACCCAUUCCCGUAGUAUUAGGGGGCAUGGAGUAAUCCCCAUCAUCAUUCCAACUCCGACUACCAAGGCUUCCUGCCGGUUAGAAACGCAGCCUUCUUUGGAGUUUCCCCACCGUUCGUCCAAUCCACCGCCACCGGCCGCUGUCCGUUGCUACUGUCGACCGCCCUACUUAGCCAGUCUUUUUGAAGGAAGCAUGCUUGGUUUUGCAACCAUCAGGAUGGUGCAACUGUUGCACGGUAUAAAUUGCCUCAAAAUAGGUAUUUCACCGGCCCAACCUCUCAAAACUGCGAGCAAUUCACCGGCAGCCAUGGAGGCUGAGACUCCCUGUUUAUCGCCGUCAUCUGUACUUUCCUCCUUCCGUAUUGUUAUCGUGGGGGACAUCCACGAGGAUUGGGAAUCAGCACAUGACUUCCGGGCACUUCAGCAUUUACAGCCGAAUCUAGUGCUCUUCACCGGCGACUUCGGCAAUGAGAAUGUCGAGCUUGUUAGGGCUAUCGCGGCGGGGAUUAACAUUCCCAAAGCAGCAAUACUUGGAAACCACGAUUCGUGGUCGACUUCCAAGUUCACUAAGAAGACAAAGGACGGAGUUCAGCUUCAGCUGGAAUGCUUUGGUGAACAGCACGUCGGAUACGCUCACCUGGACUUCCCUGCAUUCCAGCUUAGGGUUGUAGGCGGGAGACCUUUUUCCUGUGGAGGCGAUCAGUUGUUCAGGAAGAAGCUUAUAACUGCAAGAUAUGGAGUCCAUAAUAUGGAAGAAAGUGCACAGAAAAUACACAAGGCUGCUAUAGGAACUCCAAACGAGCACUCUAUUAUAUUUCUUGCUCAUAACGGACCAUCAGGUCUAGGUUCUAAUAUCGAUGACAUUUGCGGCAGAGACUGGGAGUGUGAGGGAGGUGACCACGGGGAUCCAGAUUUAGCUCAAGCGAUAUCUCUGGUAAAAGAAACCACCAAUCAUCACGUACCGUUGGUUGUUUUCGGGCACAUGCAUAGCGAACUGGCAAAAGGAGGGUUCCGGAAGAUGAUACACAUUGAUGCUGACAAUACCAUGUAUCUGAAUGCUGCCAUUGUUCCAAGGGUGAAACAUCCUGACAAUGGAGGUUCAAUCCGGGCCUUCACUGUGGUGGAAUUUGAAGAUCGUAAAAUAACCAAAGUGGCUGAAACUUGGGUGUCUGUCAUUGAAGAAAAGACAUCUCUGCACGAAGAGCGUCUAAUGUUUAGCAGCAAUAGUGCAGUCAUCUAGAUGACAACUUAAUUGGCAUUAGCGGGAGCACAUAUUUCUAGAUAGGUUGAGGUUUUAACUUUUACAUAACCCCUGUGUGGGGUCCAAAUGUGGUGUUAGGUACUGUGGACUGCAGCAAGUGUAGGCGUGUAGCUCAUGGAAUGAUAUCAUUAGGCUAUUUAAUGUUACCUACCUCAAUUUUUUCUUGUGUCCAUUUGUUUAUGAUGAUCUUCAAAUUAGUUUUAUUUGACCAUUACUUAGGAAAGUUACUGGAUUGCAUGGGAUUAUUUUGCCUGAUUUAUUGUAGGCCGUGUGAUUAUGUAUGGGGGCUUCCGGUUUACAUUACAGAAAUAAGAAUUUUUCUUUCAGGGUA